ACGAGUUGAAAAGUCAUAGGAAGAACGUUGUGGAAGGGUGGAGAGAAAUAUUAUAAUAUUUGGCGGCGGAAGAGAUUAGUUUCAAUUGCCUUGAGGACUUGGUGCAUUCUGGAAUUGGGAAGAGAGAGAAAAUAGUUUUACUUCCUGUGAACUUUAGCAUUCUUUUGCUCAUCAGCCUGGAGGAUCAAUGAAAGCUAUUUCUGUCUUUUCUCCUCCACGGUUUUUUUCCUUGUCUUGUGAGAAAAGAGAAACAAUAGGGGAGGAGGCAUAUUUUUCAAAAAUUGUAAAGGAACAAAAUGGUAAUUUUAAGAUAAGGAUUAACGUUUUCCUAAUUUAUUAGAAGCGUUUUUCAAAGCAGAUCAAAAGAGGCUUAACAUUUCUGUUGUCUUUUGCAAUCAUGUUGCUAAGGGGACACACACUUAGAAGCAAAGUAUGUUCUAAAUUGUUGGGCUGUCUUAGCUUGUCUGCAUUGAGGCAGAGUUUGAGUCUACGGCCGCUGAGUAGAAAGUUCCACGUUUCCUGUCAAAGAUGCUCAACAAUGCCUUCCUGGGUGAUUGACCGCUAUGGGAAAAAUGAUGUACUUCGAUUCACAAGUAAUAUGACAUUUCCUGCAAUUCGUCUCCCUAAUGAAGUUAUUAUUAAAGUUCACGCUGCAAGUUUAAAUCCCAUAGAUGUUAACAUGCGAAAUGGCUAUGGAGCUUCUGCUCUAAGAGUGAAACGAGAUCCGUUGCACAUAUCAGGAAAAGGCAACGAAUUUCCUCUAAUUCUAGGUCGAGAUGUUUCUGGGGUUGUUAUGGAAUGUGGACCGAGUGUUUCCUACUUCAAACCUGGAGAUGAGGUAUGGGCAGCAAUUCCACCUUGGAAACAAGGUACCUUGUCAGAAUUUGUUCUAGCAAGUGGAAAUGAGAUAUCAAGGAAACCGAAGUGUCUCACUCACACUGAAGCUGCGUCCUUGCCUUAUGUUGGUCUAACCACAUGGUUUGCCGUGUCCAAUGCUGGGGGACUUGAUGCAGAUAGUUGUCUCGACAAAAGAAUAUUGAUCAUAGGUGCAUCAGGUGGAGUGGGUACCUUUGCUAUACAGUUGAUGAAAGCUUGGAGUGGUCACGUCACUGCAGUUUGUUCUCAGGAUGCCAGCGAAUUGGUGAAACGUCUUGGAGCAGAUGACAUAAUUGAUUAUAAAUCGGGAAAUAUGGAAGAGCAGCUCAAAAAAUUACCCAUGUUUGAUUUCAUCCUAGAUAACGUUGGUGGAUCUACUGAAAACUGGGCUCCUAAUCUUCUCAGAAAGUGGUCAGGGGCCAGAUAUGUGUCUUUGGUCACACCCUUUUUAGUCAACAUGGACAGACUUGGCGUAGCUGAUGGCAUGCUACGGACUGGCAUCACUAUUGGUGCAAAAGUUUUGAAGCAUCUUUAUAACGGGAUCCAUUACCGAUGGUCAUUUUUUGCAUCAAAUGGUCCUCAUCUGGAUGAGAUUGCAACUCUUGUUAAUGCAGGGAAGGUAUGUCUAACCUGGCUAUUUCAUUUUUUGCUAUUGGAUGAACCCAUGAUAUUUUUGGUUCAAGCCUUUCUGCUAAUUUUAGCAGGAAAGCAACUCGCCACCAGGUGCCACUUUCUGCUGAAUAUUCCUAGUGGUGGGAGGGUUGUUUUAUUUUCCAUGGUGUACUAUCACAGCUUACCAGAAAAGAUGUCAUUUGCAGAAUGUGGUUCUCUAGCUUUUUAGUUCUCUUGGGCUUGACCCCUUCACCUUGAUGUCA
Notechis scutatus (mainland tiger snake) is the source of this 1751-nucleotide messenger RNA. The record is from RefSeq and is a predicted model, not a curated record. NCBI's taxonomy places the organism in Eukaryota, Metazoa, Chordata, Lepidosauria, Squamata, Elapidae.